Molecule: messenger RNA, 991 nt
Organism: Pseudocercospora fijiensis CIRAD86
Lineage: Eukaryota; Fungi; Ascomycota; Dothideomycetes; Mycosphaerellales; Mycosphaerellaceae
Exons: 3
Coding region: 11-799 (262 amino acids)
Biological process (GO): translation
Cellular component (GO): ribosome; cytosolic small ribosomal subunit
Molecular function (GO): structural constituent of ribosome; RNA binding
Source: RefSeq, a predicted model, not a curated record
CACCGCAACCAUGGGUAGAGGACCAAAGAAGCACCAGAAGCGGCUGUCAGCCCCAUCGCACUGGCUUCUCGACAAGCUCAGCGGUGCCUACGCUCCCAAGGCCUCGCCAGGUCCGCACAAGCUGCGCGACUGCAUGCCCUUGAUCGUCUUCAUCCGUAACCGCCUGAAGUACGCCCUCAAUGGCCGCGAGGUCAAGCAGAUCGUGAUGCAGCGCCUGAUCAAGGUCGACGGCAAAGUGCGCACCGAUCCCACCUACCCAGCCGGCUUCAUGGACGUCAUUUCCAUCGAGAAGACCGGCGAAAACUUCCGCCUCGUCUACGACACCAAGGGCCGCUUCACCGUCCACCGCAUCACAGAAGAGGAGGCACAGUACAAGCUCGGAAAGGUCAAGAGAGUACAACUUGGCAAGGGCGGCAUCCCAUUCUUGGUUACGCAUGACGCGCGCACUAUCCGCUACCCAGAUCCAGCCAUCAAGGUCAACGACACCGUCAAGGUCAACCUCGAGACUGGCAAGAUCGACGACUUCAUCCGUUUCGACACGGGUGUCAUCGCCAUGGCUACUGGUGGUCGCAACAUGGGUCGUGUCGGUGUCAUCACCCACCGUGAGCGCCACGACGGAGGUUUCAACAUCGUGCACAUCAAGGACGCUAUUGACAACGAGUUCGCUACUCGUGAGACCAACGUCUUCGUCAUCGGUCGUGAGAAGCCUUGGAUCUCCCUGCCAAAGGGCAAGGGUGUCAAGCUCUCCAUUGCCGAGGAGCGUGAUCGCAGACGUGCCUACGCUCUUGCCAACCACUAAGCAUCUUCUUCUCCAUCAAUCGUCGUGAUGUUUCGACUACGAAAAGAAGCAGCGGAGUUGGGGUUCAAGGUUCUGCGCAGAGAAAUCCUCUGCUGUACGGGAGAUGCAUGAGAUCCAGCACUGCCGGCGAGCAGAUUUGUUUGCGUGCGUGCGUUCCAUAGAUGCGAAUCAGAAAAAGCAUUCACGUCCCAG